This is a messenger RNA of Bombina bombina (fire-bellied toad), 2475 nucleotides long. It is a transcript of the gene RAPSN, whose product is annotated as receptor associated protein of the synapse. The record is from RefSeq and is a predicted model, not a curated record. Gene Ontology annotation, biological process: chemical synaptic transmission. Gene Ontology annotation, molecular function: acetylcholine receptor binding; protein-membrane adaptor activity. Gene Ontology annotation, cellular component: synapse. NCBI's taxonomy places the organism in Eukaryota, Metazoa, Chordata, Amphibia, Anura, Bombinatoridae. The coding region runs from base 290 to 1549 and encodes 419 amino acids. The transcript is spliced from 8 exons.
UGUAACCAGUGUUGGGGGCUGGGCCGGAAUCUGGACGCCUCACAACCCAGACUGCAAUGUUCACUUCCAAGCUGAGUUUAGUGAUGCUUUCUUAUUCCUGCUUUAUACCAUUUAGCAGAACAAGUGUUUAGCAAGAAAAUGUUAUUUCCUAAAUGGUUUUAGGGCGUGUAAAUCCUAUCGUCUUCACGUCUAUCUUCAUUUCUCUGGAGUCUAUGGCCCCUGCCAUAGCUUGGCGGCUUCCUUCUGCAUUCUAGCUUGUGGCCUGGUUGCUCUGCGUACACUGGAUUAUAUGAACCCUUUGGGUUUAGAGAUGGGUCAGGACCAAACCAAACAGCAAAUCCAGAAAGGACUACAGCUCUAUCAGACUAACCAGACAGAGAAAGCUCUGCAGGUUUGGACUAAAGUAUUGGAGAAGACCACUGAUGCCGCUGGCCGGUUCAGGGUCUUGGGCUGCCUAAUCACAGCCCAUUCGGAGAUGGGAAGGUAUAAGGAUAUGCUGAAGUUUGCAGUUAUCCAAAUUGACACAGCCCGAGAACUGGAGGACCCUGACUAUCUUACAGAGAGCUACCUUAACCUGGCCCGAAGCAAUGAGAAACUGUGUGAGUUCCAGAAGACCAUUUCAUACUGCAAAACCUGCCUGAACAUGCAAGGAACAUCUGUCAGCCUGCAGCUGAAUGGUCAGGUCUGCCUCAGCCUUGGCAAUGCUUAUCUCGGCCUAAGUGUCUUCCAGAAGGCACUAGAGUGCUUUGAAAAGGCUCUGAGAUAUGCUCACAACAAUGAUGACAAGAUGCUGGAGUGCAGGGUCUGCUGCAGCCUGGGAGGUCUCUACACGCAGCUGAAGGACUUUGAAAAAGCUCUUUUCUUUCCAUGUAAAGCGGCAGAGCUGGUGAAUGACUAUGGAAAGGGUUGGAGUCUAAAAUACAGAGCGAUGAGUCAGUACCAUAUGGCUUUCGCAUACCGUAAGCUGGGCCGGUUGUCUGAUGCAAUGGAGUGUUGUGAGGAGUCCAUGAAGAUAGCUCUGCAGCAUGGUGACCGCCCCCUUCAAGCUCUUUGUUUGUUGUGUUUUGCUGACAUUCACAGAAGUCAUGGGGAUAUUGAGAAAGCAAUUCCUCGCUACGACUCAUCUAUGAGCAUUAUGACCGAAAUUGGGAACCGUCUUGGCCAGACCAAUGUGCUACUGGGAGUGUCAAAGUGCUGGCUUCACCAGAAGGAAAUGGAUAAGGCACUGGAUGGACUCCAGAAAGCCCAGGAACUGGCAGAAGAAAUAGGCAACAAGCUCCUUCUACUGAAGGUUCAUUGUCUCAGCGAGAUCAUUUACCGCACAAAGCAGCAGCAGCGAGAACUCCGCGCCCAUGUUGUUCGGUUCCACGAGUGUGUGGAGGAGAUGGAGCUAUACUGCGGCAUGUGUGGGGAAUCAAUCGGGGAAAAGAACAGUCAGCUCCAGGCGCUGCCCUGUUCUCACGUCUUCCAUCUGCGAUGUCUACAGACCAAUGGGUCCCGUGGUUGCCCAAAUUGCCGUCGGUCUUCAGUAAAACCUGGCUUCGUGUGAGCAAGAGGGGAUUGUGGCAGAACGUCUCAUGAUAUAUAUUCCAGGACCAGAUGGUGGAGGGCAGCUGGACGUACCUGUCUAGUGUUCAGCCUUUGCCUUUUUGGCACGGAGUCUCAUGGUGUCACGGUUCAUUACAUUACCUGCCUCUCAUACAUUGUUUGGCAAUGAAGCUAGGUCAGGAAGCAUGUAAUACAAGUGUUAACAGGGCCUGUUUUUCAGAUGUUAUUUUUUAUCUUUAUUUUUUAUUUCAUGGGGCUUACUCAAGUCCAGUUUAUGUACUAUCAGGAGAAAAAUACACUGACUCUAAAAACUGCCGUCCAAUGCACAAAUAAGAUACUAAGUGCAACCGACUUAAUAUUUUCCCUUGUUUGUAACCAGAGUCACUUCCUACAGUUUUUAUAUUGAUACAUCUUUUUUUACUGAUCUCAUUAGCUCUACUAGGCUGCUGUUCCAUGAUUUCUACAUUCAGCAAAUCAUUUUUUCCAAGGUUCCUUUCAUUGUAUUUAUACGGCAUGUCUUUUUCUGAUAUUUUACUAUAGUCUGUAAAAAGCAAUAUUUCCAUCCCUUAUUUAUAUCCAAUGUGUUUCAAGUGCCUGUUGUUAGAUCUGAUUUGUUUCUACCUCCUCGCCAGCAUGAAAUAUUUCACUGUAAUCCUUCUGGACCAUCACAGCAGUAUAUAUAUUUAGCCCUUUUGCAAUUUGCUUAUAACUGUUUUGACAAGAACACAACAAUAAUUGGGUAGAAUGGGAAAUAAUAAUGCUUGGGUUGGUUUAUAUCUUUUUUAUUUUUUUUCUUUUGCAAUGAUAAAUGUUUGAUUAAAUUUUGCUCAUAUGUAGAAUUAAUUAUGAAAGGGAAGAUUAAAAACGUCUUAGAAAAUAAAACCUUUGAAUGUUGAAAAUAAACAAUCAGGAAAAGCAUUCACUAUA